Piliocolobus tephrosceles (Ugandan red Colobus) is the source of this 2080-nucleotide messenger RNA. RefSeq names its product cytochrome P450 family 3 subfamily A member 4 (gene CYP3A4). NCBI's taxonomy places the organism in Eukaryota, Metazoa, Chordata, Mammalia, Primates, Cercopithecidae. Gene Ontology annotation, biological process: oxidative demethylation; steroid metabolic process. Bases 98 to 1609 code for a protein of 503 amino acids. The transcript has 13 exons. Gene Ontology annotation, molecular function: oxidoreductase activity, acting on paired donors, with incorporation or reduction of molecular oxygen, reduced flavin or flavoprotein as one donor, and incorporation of one atom of oxygen; estrogen 16-alpha-hydroxylase activity; iron ion binding. The record is from RefSeq and is a predicted model, not a curated record.
GCUGUGCAGGGAAGGAAAGCUCCACGCACACAGCUCAGCAAACAGCGGCACACAGCUGAAAGGAAGACUCAGAGAGAGAUAAGGAAGGAAAGUAGUGAUGGAUCUCAUCCCAGACUUGGCUGUGGAAACCUGGCUUCUCUUGGUUAUCACCCUGGUGCUCCUCUAUUUAUAUGGAACCCAUUCACAUGGACUUUUUAAGAAGCUUGGAAUUCCAGGGCCCACACCUCUGCCUUUUUUGGGAAAUAUUUUGUCCUGCCGUCAGGGCUUUUGGAAGUUUGAUAUGGAAAGUUAUAAAAAGUAUGGAAAAAUGUGGGGCUUUUAUGAUGGUCGACAGCCUGUGCUGGCUAUCACAGAUCCCAACAUGAUCAAAACAGUGCUAGUGAAAGAAUGUUAUUCUGUCUUCACAAACCGGAGGCCUUUUGGUCCAGUGGGAUUUAUGAAAUAUGCCAUCUCUAUAGCUGAGGAUGAAGAAUGGAAGAGAAUACGAUCAUUGCUGUCUCCAACCUUCACCAGUGGAAAACUCAAGGAGAUGGUCCCUAUCAUUGCCAAGUAUGGAGAUGUGUUGGUGAGAAAUCUGAGGCGUGAAACAGAGACAGGCAAGCCUGUCACCUUGAAAGAUGUCUUUGGGGCCUACAGCAUGGACGUGAUCACUAGCACAUCAUUUGGAGUGAAUGUCGACUCUCUCAACAAUCCACAAGACCCCUUUGUGGAAAACACCAAGAAGCUUUUAAGAUUUGAUUUCUUAGAUCCAUUCUUUCUCUCAAUAACAAUCUUCCCAUUUCUCACCCCAAUUCUUGAAGUAUUAAAUAUCUCUGUUUUUCCAAGAGAAGUUACAAGUUUUUUAAGAAAAGCUGUAAAAAGGAUAAAAGAAAGUCGCCUCAAAGAGACACAAAAGCGCCGAGUGGAUUUCCUUCAGCUGAUGAUUGACUCUCAGAAUUCGAAAGACACUGAGUCCCACAAAGCUCUGUCUGAUCUGGAGCUCGUGGCCCAAUCAGUUAUCUUCAUUUUUGCUGGCUAUGAAACCACGAGCAGUGUUCUUUCCUUCAUUAUGUAUGAACUGGCCACUCACCCUGAUGUCCAGCAGAAACUGCAGGAGGAAAUUGAUGCAGUUUUACCCAAUAAGGCACCACCCACCUAUGAUACUGUGCUACAGAUGGAGUAUCUUGACAUGGUGGUGAAUGAAACACUCAGAUUAUUCCCAAUUGCUAUGAGACUUGAGAGGGUCUGCAAAAAAGAUGUUGAAAUCAAUGGGAUAUUCAUACCCAAAGGGGUGGUGGUGAUGAUUCCAAGCUAUGCUCUUCACCAUGACCCAAAGUACUGGACAGAGCCUGAGAAGUUCCUCCCUGAAAGGUUCAGCAAGAAGAACAAGGACAACAUAGAUCCUUACAUAUACGCACCCUUUGGAAGUGGACCCAGAAACUGCAUUGGCAUGAGGUUUGCUGUCAUGAACAUGAAACUUGCUCUAAUCAGAGUCCUUCAGAACUUCUCCUUCAAACCUUGUAAAGAAACACAGAUCCCACUGAAAUUACGCUUAGGAGGACUUCUUCAAACAGAAAAGCCCAUUGUUCUAAAGAUUGAGUCAAGGGAUGGGACUGUAAGUGGAGCCUGAAUUUUACUAAGGACUUCUGCUUUGCUUUUCAAGAAAGCUAUGCCCCAGAACAUGAGAGACCUCAAAUUACUUUGUGACUAGAACUCUGAAAUGAAGAUGGGCUUCAUCCAAUGUAUGGUAUAAAUAACCAGGGAUUCUGUACAUGCAUUGAGCUUUCUCCCUGUCUGUGUAUAGUGUUAUACUUGGGAAUAGAAAGGAGAUGACCAAAUCAGUGCAGGGGAGGUAGAUUUGGCUCCUCUGCUUCUCAUAGGACUAUCUCCAGCCUGGUUCAAGCACCCCUAGUUAGCACCAUUAACUCCUCCUGAGCUCUGAUAAGAGAAUCAACAUUCCUCAAUAAUUUCAUCCACAAUUAUUAAUGAAAAUAAGAAUCAUUUUGAUGGCUCUAACAGUGACAUUUAUAUCUCAUGUUUUACCUGGAGUAUUCUAUAAUAAGUUUUAUAUUAAAUCAAUAAAGAUCAUUUUACAAAAGUA